Molecule: messenger RNA, 4442 nt
Organism: Dicentrarchus labrax (European seabass)
Lineage: Eukaryota; Metazoa; Chordata; Actinopteri; Moronidae
Gene: fhdc2
Product: FH2 domain containing 2
Exons: 12
Coding region: 331-3648 (1105 amino acids)
Source: RefSeq, a predicted model, not a curated record
UCGUGUGGAAGUUUCCCUGUAAGUUGAGAAAGACAAGAGGACAGCAGCGAGUGGAGCGGCGCAAGUUACCGGGAUAAAGAAGAUACAGCAAAGAAAAACCUCGGAUGGGAGCGCACUUUUAUUAACGUUUCCUAAUUAAUUAACCCGCAAGCUCUCGCUGGUGUUUGUGCGGGUACCUCACUGGAGAAGUGGAGUCGUUGACUGCAGGCUGGAGCUAUUGAUUGACCUUUGAACUAGAGCUCGCUGGGAACUGGAAAAGACGUCACUGACUGACUAAGUAGAGACUUUGCACCCAGUGUUACCCUUCCCUCUAAAUCCCAGACAGCCUCUAUGCUCAUCAACCUGACUGUGGCCAUCAAGGAACCUCGUGCCUUUCAUGGAACACAGUCUGCCCUUCCCGCUGCUGCCUCUGACGUUGUGGAAGUGACAGCCAUGGAUUCGCGUCCUGUGCUGGUCGCCCCUCCGCCACCUCCACCACCUCCACCUCCACCCCCUCCUCCUCCACCCCCACCUCCGCCUGAAUCCUCAUCCUCCUCUUCCUCUUCGCCGUUUUGCCGGACAGACAGUGCCCGUCGGAGCCGGCUAAGGAAGCUUAACUGGGAGCGCAUCCCCAAAGAGAAGGUGGAGGGGAGGAAGAGUGUGUGGAGCGGGGCAGCCCCAGGCGAGGACGAGUUCCCCAUAGACCUCCAUUCUCUGGAUGAGCUGUUUGGUCAGAAGGACAGUAAGCCUCAGGACAGAACCAGCACCCUGAGACGCAGGUCUGCUCUGCUCCGCUGCAGAUCCCCCCAGGACAGCUCGGAAGAGAUCUCCCUGUUGGACUCCAAACGCAGUAUGAACAUUGGAAUAUUUCUACGCCAGUUCAAGAUGCCUGCUAAGGAGAUAGUUGAAGAUAUCAGGCGGGGUGCCGGAGACCGUUACGGAGCAGAGAAACUCUCAGAGCUCUGCAAAUUGCUGCCCGACAAUGAGGAGGAGUCUCGCCUGAAGAGGUUCAGUGGGGAGCGGAGCUGGCUAGGAGAGCCUGAUCUUUUCAUCCUGCUGUUGGUGGAAGUCCCCAGUUUUCGGCUUCGUCUGGACGCCAUGAUCCUACAGCAAGAGUUUGACCCUGCUGUGACCUCUCUGUGUGUGGCAGCCAGAUGUCUGAGGGAGGCGGCCAGAGAACUGCUGAGCUGUCCUGAAUUACACUCCAUCCUUCGUUUGGUGCUGAAAGCAGGAAACUAUAUGAAUGCUGGUGGGUAUGCAGGCAAUGCCGCUGGUUUCCGGAUUUCAUCGCUGCUCAAACUGGCUGACACCAAAGCCAACAAGCCGGGAAUGAAUUUGCUGCAUUUUGUAGCUAUGGAAGCUGUGAAAAAAGACCAGAGUUUACUUUCAUUUCCCGGCCAACUAGGCCAUGUUGGGUCCGCCUCCAGGUUGUCUGAGGAGUCUGUGAUGGAGGACUUAUCCAAGUUAAAAAGCAGAGUGGUGGCCCUCAAGGCAAACAUCCAGACUGAGGCAGAGAUUCAACAGCACACGCAACCUUUCCUAGAGGUGGCUGAGGAGCGUCUGAAGGAGGCGGAGGAUGAGGUGGAGGGCAUGAGGAUGUCUAGUCAGGCUCUGGUGGAGUUCUUCUGUGAAGAUGACAGCACCUUCAAACUAGAGGAGGCUUGCAGGGUCUUCAAUUCGUUUUGCCACCGCUUCCAAAAAGCUGUUCAGGAGAAUGCGGAGCGGGAGCUGAAGGAGCAGAAACGUCUGGAGCGUCAGCGUGAGAUGGGGGAAAAGCGCCGCUCUCUGGCUGUCUGUACGGGGCUGGACCUGGGCCUCAGCCUUGCCAGAGAGCCUCACAGACAGGAGAACCAAGAUGAGCUAGAGAAACUGCUAGAGAAGAACUUGAGCUACACUUGGAACCGACGUAGCCUGAGAAGCUCCGAGUCCCGCAGACUUUCCCAUCACCUCAACAAUGACGGCCAUCUCCAUAACUCAUCGCUGUUCAAGAGCUUCCCUGAGCUGGGCAGCAGUCCGACAUCAACCAGUUAUCACUCUAACAGCUCCUCUGACCAUGAGACCGCAGCUGUGCUUUGUAGCUCCCCAGAGACAGACGGCACAUGUUCCCCCAUCGACCAAGAUCCUGUUCUGGGUAGAGGGAGCAGGUCUCAGGACAGCCAAGCAACUAACCGGCGCAUGGACGCAGUUCAGGACUCACACGUUGCUACAUUUAGUCAUUCUCAGCAUGGACGUGGCUUCACAGUCAAGCAACACGGGCCUGAGAGCGUUUCUUAUGUGCUGCAAGGCCAUCCGAAGGCAACAGGACUUGAAAAAGAAGCUGAGAUUUCACAUGAACACGUGGUUUCGAUGACCACUGAAUCUUCACCAAGUUCCUGUACGAACUCUGCUGCUAUACCCGCUGAUACAACUGCCCUUUGUGUUAAAAGCCAGACCUCUACUCAUAGACGUAGGUUUGGCCUGGCAGUGACAGACAAUACUCACUCUAUUCAGACUAAAUCUAAUGUCUCCUGUUUUGAUGAGUCUGUACCUCUUCAUACAAGUGGAAUACUUUCCCACAGUGACACCAGGGCUGGGUCCUUAAAGUACCAGAGAUAUGAGAGCCAAUCACAAUCAUCUGUAAAUGCUCCAGAGAGGGUCCAGUCACAACCACAGGCGAGAGAGAUGCCCACCACAACAACAACAACAACAAGUGUUGUGAUGCCUGAGGCAGGUUUAAAGCACACUAACCCUGAAGUAGCUUCCGCACCUGUGAAGGAGAACUGGAUGACCUCCAGUCUACCUGAGUUCAGCAAAUCACAGCCAGAGGAGUAUUCUGAUUUGCCAAGUUCUGAGAGGGAGACAGUAAGGUCAUACUCGCGUGUGGGUGAAACACUGGAGUGCCACACUCUGGUGAAAGGCCUCCGAUGCUAUGAUGCCUUGUCACCCCCAACCUCUCCACUCCCACGACCCGCACCGAGCCUCUGCUCCAAGUGGAGGAAAGAGAGGGAGGUUGACCUUCGAGAGGGGACAACUCCAGGGUCUCCUACAUCAAAGGAGGAGGCUCGAACUAUGAAGAUCCCUGUGCGUAGUGGAAUAGGGGCCAAAAGGGGACUUAUGUCACGCACGGGACCUUCUAAUAGCACAAGCAUUCCCAGGGUGCGCUCCAAAACUGAGCCUUCAAAUGGAGCUCCAGCCCCUACUAACCCACCCACUCCCACCCGGCUGUCCACUCCUCGCAGCAUAUCCAUGCGUUCGUCUCCUGUCUCACGGCCUGCCAUCAGUCAGACAGAGGUGAAACGCAGUAAUAGCACACGUGAGAGGACUAUAAGUGAGACACAGACCCCAGUAAAACCCACCUUGACCCGCAGGACCUCAGACAGAUCCUUACCAGAGAAGGUCUCAGGCAGCACCCAGACAGCCUUCAUCAGAGGAUCUCCUCUCCGUGUGUCAAAACGACUCGCCCCUAACUCUGAGACUCAGGUGCCCUCCCAGCCUCGCACUGCCCACAGCCCGUCCUCCGCCACGGCCAAGACCAUACGCACGGCUGUCAUAUCUGCUGCCCGAAAUAAAACUGCCAAGACAACAAGCACAAGCACCUCUCCUGCUAGCUCUAAAAUCCCCACAGCUUCACGGAUACCUGGUCCCAAAAUGCCUCGAGCCACAGCAGCAGCCCAGCCACUGUGGAAGUGAUGGAAGUGAAUAAGUCCUUGUACUGUGCAGUCUUUUCAUGCCUUUAUACAUUUCAGUAAUAUAUACAGUGUGGGUAUUCAUGAAGAGUGUGAGUCAUCAGUCAGAUUUCUCGUCUUAAUCAGCUCUAGGUCGUCUACAUUCAACUUUUAUGAAAUUCGUAUAUGUAGUACUUAGUGCUUAGGUUCUACAUAUGUGAGCUGCACUGGGAGCAGUGGGGACUGUAUCUCACGUGCGUUGCCCGAUAGUUGAAUAGUAGAUCCUCCAAAUCCUACCUCUUCUUACACUCAUUCAUGUCCUUUGCAGGCAAUAGGACACCACAAGAAGACCCAAGUAACUUUUGUAGGAAAGGUUAAUUCACGACAGUAAAACACAACCUAGUGACAUUACUCUGUGCCUAGUCUGUACAAGUGUGCAUUGAAAGAAUUUUGAAAUUCCGGACACAGUUUCAAUCUGUCUUACAUGGGGGAAAAAAUAUGUUUUGUUUGUUUUAGGAAAUCUUCCAAAUGUUUUGAAUACUGUGUCCCUUCUGCUAAGUGAUCAUUGUGUUCUCACACUUGGCGGUCUUACAGUCCAAACUGAACUUGGUACAAUAUUGAACUGUUAAUCCUCUUGUUGAGAGGCCUCAUCGUUCUGAUGCACUUUACAAACUGAAGAAGAGGCCGCAAGGAGAUGAUUGCUGUCAUGUUUAUUUUAUGUCAAAAGAUUCUAUAACUUUAUUGAAUAGCAUUGGUUGUUAUUCACUGUAUUAUGUGGAUUUAUAAAUAAGAGAAGACGAAUAAAGACGGUGAUCUGAA